AUGGCAUCACCGUCCGACAACCGUCUUGAUCUCACAUCGGGCUUGUUGGGCACCCACGUGGAGGAGAAGAGUGCAACCAUUACUUGGCAAGAUGGCCAUCGCACGGUGCUACCCACAUUAUACGACAAGUCAGGCCACAAUGUCUGUGAAGAGGUCGAUAUUCCAAUCAUAAAAUUCUUGUCCGAAUUCCCAAUAUCCACACCGGAGUCCGCAUCCUGGGUAGCUCAUGUCCCUUACGAGAUGUUAUCGCACGAUACUAUGUUGGAUGUAAUUGGGAAGGCCCUGAGCAUCAACAAAACCAUUGUUAUCAGAGGAGAAAAAGUCCCGCAACGCUCUGAGGAAUUAACCGCAGACUUCCUGGACAAACGGUUCACCAUCUCAAAGCAUCGACCAGUGUGCAUCCAUGAUGUGAUGAUGCGUUCAUGCGACCACGUCAAUAUGAAGAUUACCGGCACGAUAGGUUCGUUCUUCGAUGCCAUGGUGGAUUCAACGAGGAUACAAUGUAUCCUGGACUUACCCCUCGCACAAACAUCCCUUCCGGAUCAACUCAGAAAUAUCGACCAUGGCCUGGCAUACGGAUGGAGCCAGACGACGCAUAGAGUUCCGAUCACAUCCAAGGUUCAUCCUGAGAAUUUCAUGGUUAGGGGAUGGGGAAUCCUUCACCACGCUGGUUAUCUGUCGUACCCUCACCACAAUGCCGAGGGGACAUUGACAUGGUUGAGGAUGGAGCUUGGAGUUAAGUUCUGGGUGGUGUUCAGGCCGAAGAACCAUCGUGAUGACAGGAAACAUCUCCAGGAGUUCGUCACGAGACUGGUCGACUUCACCAACCAUGAAGAAUGGGUUCGGAAGCACUGUGAUGCUGAAGUCAUUGUGCUCCGGCCAGGCGACAUUGUGAUAAUGCCUCCCGGGACUGUUCACGCGGUGUAUACGCCCGUUCCAUCGUUCGCCACAGGUGGACACUUUUAUCAUUAUAUGUGUCUACACCUCACGGAACUCGCGAGAUACAUCGACUCGGAGGCUGCUGAUUCUACCACAAAUCAAGAUCUCGAGCAUGCACUGGAAACGCUGCGCCGCAUGAUGAUUAUGGUUCCAUAUCUCUCACUACGUACCGUGUUGUACAAGCGACCCUUGCUGGGUCUCUGCAUUAUGGUGACGAAGACAGAAGAGUAUCGUGCCAAAGGUAGCAGCAAGCAAUCAGCAGCGAAGUCGGAGACCUCUCAGCCCAGUCGGGAUGUCGCAGAAGUCAUCAUGCGGAAAUGUUUUCGGUUGACAAGAAAGCUCCGCCCAGGUGCUGUUAUGCGGAUAUUUAUUUACCUCUGUACUGUCAUUUUCAUCAUCCUCUCUGCUGAACUGUCGCCUCCCAAGGCCACAGGUGUAAGUGGUAUUGGUGUCAUUUACAAAUGA
Molecule: messenger RNA, 1404 nt
Organism: Suillus clintonianus
Lineage: Eukaryota; Fungi; Basidiomycota; Agaricomycetes; Boletales; Suillaceae
Exons: 6
Coding region: 1-1404 (467 amino acids)
Source: RefSeq, a predicted model, not a curated record